This is a messenger RNA of Euleptes europaea (tarantolino), 2219 nucleotides long. Its product is annotated as semaphorin-3F-like. Bases 68 to 2170 code for a protein of 700 amino acids. The record is from RefSeq and is a predicted model, not a curated record. Gene Ontology annotation, biological process: neural crest cell migration; axon guidance; negative regulation of axon extension involved in axon guidance. Gene Ontology annotation, molecular function: semaphorin receptor binding; chemorepellent activity. NCBI's taxonomy places the organism in Eukaryota, Metazoa, Chordata, Lepidosauria, Squamata, Sphaerodactylidae. The transcript is spliced from 16 exons.
GCUGGAGACCCGCACCGCCCGCCCCUUCAGCUUUGCCUUCAACACCAGCGACUAUCGGAUCUUGCUGAUGGACCAGGACCAAGAACGGCUCUACCUGGGCGCCCGAGACUACCUGGUGGCCUUAGACCUGCACAAUAUCAACAAAGAGCCGCUGAUUAUCCAUUGGCCGGCACUACCAACCCAUCGGAAUGAAUGCCGCUUGGCUGGGAAGGGCCAGUGGGGCGAAUGCUUCAACUACAUACGACUUAUGGAACCGCUGAACCGCACGCAUAUCUACGCCUGUGGAACAAGUGCCUACCACCCCGUCUGUGGCCUCAUCAACCGUGGCUGGCGCUCUGAAGAGUACCUCUUCCGAAUGGUGCCUCGUUCGCUGGAACCGGGAAAGGGGAAAUGCCCGUAUGACCCACGGCAGCACAGCAUGGCCGUCCUUGUCAAUAACACUCUGUACGCCGGCGUGCACGUGGAUUUCAUGGGCACCGACGCCGCCUUGUUCCGCACCAUGGGGCCGCGCCCAGCCGUCCGCACCGAGCAACACGAUUCCCGUUGGCUCUACGAUCCUGUUUUCCUCCAUGCCCACGUCAUUCCCGACAGCUCUGACCACAACGAUGACAAGCUGUAUUUCUUUUUCCGCGAGAAAGCGCUGGAGGGCUCCGUGGGGCCUGCCGUGCUCGCCCGGGUGGGACGGGUUUGCCUGAACGACGACGGGGGACAACGUUCCUUGGUGAACAAGUGGACCACGUUCCUGAAGGCUCGCCUCGUCUGCUCUGUGGUCGGAGAAGACGGCGUGGAGACCUUCUUCGACGAGCUGCGUGAUGUUUUCCUGCUGCCGACCCAGGAUGAGAAGCACCCGCUGCUCUACGGGGUGUUCUCCACUUUGGGGUCAGUGUUCCGGGGUUCUGCCGUCUGCGUUUAUUCCAUGGCCGACAUACGCACGGUCUUCAACGGACCAUUUGCCCACAAGGAAGGGCACAACUACCAGUGGGGGCCGUACACAGGACGCGUACCCUACCCCCGUCCGGGAGCUUGCCCGGGUGGCACCUUCACCCCGGGGCUUCGCUCCACGCGGGAGUUCUCCGACGAGCUGGUGACCUUCGUGCGGAACCAUCCUCUGAUGUACAAUUCCGUCUACCCCCUGCAGCGCCGCCCCGUGUUGGUGAGAACCAACGUGCCCUACAGCUUCACCACACUGGCCGUCGACCUGGUGGAUGCGGUGGACGGGCGAUAUGAGGUGCUCUUUCUCGGCACGGACCGGGGCACAGUGCAGAAGGUGAUUGUGCUGCCUCAGGAGCACGGGGUCCUGGAAGAGCUGACCUUGGAAGAGGUGGAGGUUUUUAGGACUCCUGCCCCGGUGAAAACACUGUGGAUAUCCUCUAAACGGCAACAGCUGUAUGUUUCCUCCGAUGUGGGUGUUUCCCAGCUGAGCCUGCAUCGGUGCCGUGAAUAUGGGGAAGCUUGCGCUGACUGCUGCCUGGCCCGAGACCCGUAUUGUGCUUGGGAUGGGCAGCGAUGUGCUCGUUACAGCCAUACGGCUAAAAGGAGGAGUCGGCGUCAGGACAUCAAAUACGGAGACCCCCUGAGGCAGUGCAGGGGUUUUAAUGCCAAGGUAGAACAGCAGUUACCUGAGCAGGUUCAGUACGGCCUGGAAGGUGGGAGUGUGUUUCUGGAGUGCGAACCACGAUCUCCUCACGCAUCUGUCAAGUGGCUCGUGCAAACGGACGGCUCUGACAAGCGCAAGGUGCUGCCCCGGGACAGCGUGCUCCUGCGGACGCUACAGGGUGUGCUUUUGGGCCCAGUGACCCCCACGGACAGCGGGAUCUACCAGUGUGUCGGCACCGAGAACCGCUUCCGCCACACGCUCCGCCGCGUGCGCCUACAUGUCUUGCCCCGUGCCUUGCUCGAAGGGGCCAUCGCCCAACAGGCCCCAUCUGCCCUGGGCAUCUGCGAGAGCUACUGGCACCAGCUCAACCGAGACCAGGAUGCCCGCCGCGGGCGGAGCGGCCGCCAGUCCCCUUGGGACUCGGAGCAGCAGGCCGACGGGUAUAGCGCCAACCACCGCUCGUUGAACUGGACGAGAAGCAGCGCCCAGCACUCCUACAGCAGCAACGGCCGGCGGCGGCACCGUCACCGCACCAAGCCGUGGACAGGCCACCGUUCUCCUCCUCGGAGCUGAGCCGAGCGGGAGCCUUUGGCGCGCGCCAUCUUUGGUGGUAGAGAAUGAC